This is a messenger RNA of Protopterus annectens (West African lungfish), 2125 nucleotides long. Its product is annotated as nuclear factor 7, brain-like. The coding region runs from base 70 to 1482 and encodes 470 amino acids. Gene Ontology annotation, molecular function: zinc ion binding; protein binding. The transcript has 7 exons. The record is from RefSeq and is a predicted model, not a curated record. NCBI's taxonomy places the organism in Eukaryota, Metazoa, Chordata, Ceratodontiformes, Protopteridae.
UUCUCUCCAUUUGUGAAUCUGUUCGCCAAACGCCAAUGUAAAUAGCACGUUGAAGUAAAUCUUGGAGCAAUGGAAGUCUCUUCCUCGUCGGAUUCGCUGUUCAAGCAGCUUUUAUGCCCUUUGUGCUCCCAGCUGUAUACUGAUCCAGUAGAGUUACCUUGCCAACACUUUUUCUGCAGAGGCUGCAUAACCAUGCACUGGCAAGAGUUUGGUAGUUGCGUCUGCCCUCACUGCAGUACUGUGUUUGAAGGGGACAACUUCCGAACCAACAAGUUGCUGAACAAUAUCACAGAGUAUCUGCAGCAGAAGCAAUUGAUGGCAACGGAGAUGCAUUCUUACCCUCUGUGUACAGAACACCAGAAGAAGCUAGAGCGUUUUUGUAUCACCGACACUGAAGUAAUUUGCCUGGAUUGUCGGGAUUCCAGGAAGCAUCUUCACCAUGAGGUGCUCAAUGCCCAAGAAGCAGCAGGAGAAUUUAAGGAGCAGCUAAAGAAAUCCCUGAAGAAUCUGUCCCACAAGAGAGACCAGCAGAACUCGAUUAUAGAAAACUUUGAAGCUCAGCUCAAUGCGAUUCCAGAGAAGACCAAGGCAGUGGAAGAGCAAAUCAAGAAGAGCUUUGGCAAGUUGCAUGCCUUCCUGUAUGAAGAAGAGAAUGCCCUGCUACGGAAACUUCAUGAAGAUGAGGAGCAACUAAGACAGAUCCUGGAGCAGCGCAUCCAGAUUAUCAAGAAUGACCUACAGUUGCUGACCACUGGAGUAGAUGAAAUAGAAAAGAGCAUUGAAGAGGAAGAUGAAAUCUCUUUUCUGAUGAAACUGAAAGAAAUGCAGGAAAGGACCAAUAUCCCAAGUAAAGAUGUGGACCUCUCUCCUGUGGCAUUAAGUGAUGACCAGUAUGCUGGGCCACUGCAGUACUGGAUCUGGAGGAAGAUGCUUAAUAUUCUCGAAUUAACUCCAGAACCAGUUAAAUUAAACCCUGAGACUGCUUGCCCCUUCUUGAUCCUUGAUGGACAGACAAGAGUGCGUUGUGGUGACAAGAAACGAUCAGUGCCUGACCUUCCUGAGAGGUUUGACCCUGCUGCAUGUGUUCUCGGCAACACUGGAUUUGACUCUGGAAGAUACUAUUGGGAAGUGGAUGUUGGUAUAAAGACUGAGUGGGGGUUGGGUGUGGCAAAGGAUUCUGUGACUCGAAAGGGGGAAGUAAAACUAUCACCUUCCAAUGGGUUCUGGGCCAUUGUUCGAGAUGGAGAGGUGUAUGGGGCCUAUACUGUGCCUCCUACCCCUCUUAAGCUGACCAAGCAGCCUAGGAGGAUUGGAGUAUACCUUGAUUGUGAGAAAGGGUUGCUGUCAUUCUAUGACCCUUAUGAGUUCUGCUGUAUCUACACCUACAAAGACACCUUUGUGGAAAAGGUGUACCCUUUCUUCUUUACUGGUGUGAAGAUGGGCAAGGGGCUACCAUUGCAGAUUGUGACACCUAGGCUGUGACACCAGGGAUGGCAGAGCAAAUAAGUGCCAUCAUCAAAAAAGCAGUAGGCACUCUUUGUUACCUAUAGGGGUGGGAGGUUGGCAUAAUGGUUAAGGUGUUUGCCUUGUAAACCAAUGGUGCAGGGUUUGAUUCUCAAAUGGGGUAAUAGGCUAGGCUUAAAAUGGUGCACAAAGGCAGUUAGCCUAGUACUAAUCUAUGAAUAGAGUGUUGGGAAUGCUGCAGGAAAAAGAAUGCUUUUUUUACAGAAGGAGCGGUGGUGGUUUAACAGUAAAGAAGAUGGAAUAAUGCUGAACUUUGAGCUUCAGUUAAUUUUUUGAACAGAUGUUUAUUUCAGAGCAAGUUUUAUUUGACCCUAAUGUCAAAUUGUAGUGAUGAUCAGGGUAAAUUGUAAAUUGUUAGACAUGUUUGGUUAAUUAGCACUUAUUUCCUUUGUCUUUGGGUUAUUCAGGGAGCCAGAAUUAUGGUAGGAUUAUGAAAUACGUACCUCAGUGCUACAGCAGAACUGGUUGUGAGAACGCAGUUGAGUAAAAUGUUGGUUGCUUUUGUUUGUUUUAUACAUCAUAUGUGUUGCUUACUGUUUUAUCUCCAUUUUCCCACAAUUUUUGAGUGAGGAAAAAAAUAAAUGAAAAAAAAAAAAAUGUG